Exophiala oligosperma is the source of this 1539-nucleotide messenger RNA. RefSeq lists its product as uncharacterized. The transcript has 5 exons. Gene Ontology annotation, biological process: transmembrane transport. Gene Ontology annotation, molecular function: transmembrane transporter activity. Gene Ontology annotation, cellular component: membrane. Lineage: Eukaryota; Fungi; Ascomycota; Eurotiomycetes; Chaetothyriales; Herpotrichiellaceae. Bases 1 to 1539 code for a protein of 512 amino acids. The record is from RefSeq and is a predicted model, not a curated record.
AUGGCGAUCACACACAGUAACACCGCCAGUGACGUUGUCCUCGCGAAUAAGACAGAGAUGUCUCCCAACACCGAAGUCGUCGAGGACGCCUUGGAGAAGGUCGACACGGUGCAUAAUGAUGAGGCUAUCAAGGUCAUUGCCCAGUACCAUGGCGAAGAAACCUGGACUGCAAAAGAGGAGCAACAGCUACGCAGGAAGAUCAACUGGCGACUCAUGCCCAUUCUGUGUAUCACUUAUGGCCUCCAAUACUACGACAAGUCGAUGUUGGGUCAAGCAGCCAUCUUCGGUCUUGUCGAAGACCUCAACCUCAUAGGCAAACGAUACUCUUGGUCUUCGUCCAUCUUCUACCUCGGUUUCAUCGUAGGAGCUUGGCCAAGUAUGAUCAUCGCCCAACGAUUCCCUGUGGAAAGGGUGGCUUCGGCUCUGAUUGUGGUUUGGGGUGUCUGUCUUGCCUUGACUGUCGUGUGCACCACCUACCAGGGCCUGUAUGCUCAGCGAUUCUUCCUGGGAGCGCUGGAAUCUGGAAUUAGCCCCAUGUUCAUGCUUAUCGUGGGCGCAUGGUACAAGAAGGACGAAGCCGCACUUCGCAUGGGUAUUUGGUACAGUAUGACUGGUUUCUCAGGCUUAGUGUCUCCCCUAAUCAAUUAUGCCCUCGGCCACAUCCGCGGCAGCCUGUCGUCGUGGAAAUAUAUGUACAUCUUCGCUGGCUGCAUUACCGUCCUCUGGGGAGUUUUACUGUACUUCAUCCUCCCUCCGGAUCCUGUGCGCGCGAAGGGUUUUACAGAACGCGAGCGAUACGUUGCGGUGGCACGUUUGCGCACAAACAAUUCCGGUGUGCGAAACACGCACUUCAAAAUGGAACAGGUCAGGGAGGCUCUGCUCGACCUCAAGUUUUGGCUCAUGUUCUCAUUUGCUCUACUAUCCAUGAUCGCCAACGGCCCCAUCUCGAGCUUUUUACCCAUUAUAAUCGACGGCCUGGGCUUCAGCACGCUCGACUCGCUGCUGCUCUUUAUGCCUGCCGGUGUCUACGCCGGCUCCAUGAUGGUCGGCAUGGGCUUUCUGGCGCGCAAAAUUCCACAAUGGAGGAUCUGGCUGGCGUGUAUUUGCCAGGCGAUCACGACCCUCGCUUCGCUUUUGUUGUGGAAGCUCCCCCUGCACCCUGUCGGGGGCAUGUUGUUUGCUUGCUAUAUCCUGCCGUCCAUUGGCGCCAGUUAUGCCGUCAUCAUGGGUCUCCAGGUCGCAAACACUGCGGGCUAUACGAAGCGGUCCGUGGCAUCCGCUGGUCUCUACAUUGGUUAUUGCGUCGGAAACUUCAUUGGUCCUCUGCUCUUCAAGGCAGCCGACGCUCCUCGGUACCCGAAAGCAUGGGCCGUUGUAGUCGCAACCUCCAUCGCGGCCGCUUUUAUUCUGAUAUUCUAUCGCUUCCUCUGCACGCGCGAGAACAAGAAGCGUGAUGCCAUGGGUGCCGAAGCUUUCGAGCACGCUUAUGAGGAUGAUCUCACGGAUGUUACUAACAAGCAAUUCCGCUACGUGUACUGA